AUGGAAGUUGGGAAACGGAGGACGAAACAAAACGUACGGUCGGGUUCGUUGGAAAGAGAAAUUUCCCGCCAAAACCUAGGAGUGGAAAAACCGGUAAAAAUCAAGCGUGUUUCCACUGCCAGUCGCCUGAACAUUUUCGGAAAGACUGUCCAUUUAAAGAUCUUUGUCAACGCUGCUGGCAAAAGGGCCAUACAGCACCAUCUUGCCAUGCUCCAAGCCCUCGCCCUUCGCCGUCUUUAAACUCCAAGGCGGCUGGGAACAAUCGUCAGCAAAAAUAAAUUCGUUCUCAGCCGCGAAGAAAUUUAUUACACUAACUGGUACAGUGGUUCAGUCUGGAAGCAGAGAGUUCAAGCAUGAGUUUAUUUGUGAUUCUGGAGCAGAGGUUUCAGUUAUUCCAACGGCGUUAGCACAAGAACAUUACAUGAAAAUUCAACCAACUACACGUCACGUAAAGAUGGCUAAUGGGACACACGCAGAAUGCAGAGGUGUGGUUCAAACAUCAGUUACGGUAGGGACAAAUAGUUGUAUAUUGAGUUUUUUUGUGGUAAGUGGUGUUCAAAACGGGAUUCUGGGCUUGGACUCUUUGGGAAAAUUGGGUGUAUCGUUGAACACAAGAAAAAAAUUGGCAACAAUAGAUGGGGCCCAACCCGUGUUACAACCGGAAGUAGAUACCCCUCAGGAAAUACUAAAGUGUUGCCACAUACGAGUUGCGGAAAGUCGUGAUAUUAAGCCAUUUGAAGAAAUAUUCAUUUGGGGUAAAUUGGAAAAUAAGAAUGAAAAAUUUACUAGAGAUUCGUAUAUCGAAGGUACGGAACAUUUUCAGCAGAGAACUUGGCUUCUUACAGCCCCGAUAAAGAUUUCGGCAGAAAUGAUGAACGAUGAAAAUAAAAUCCCCAUAUGCGUACUGAAUACUACUGAUAAAUCAAUCAGAGUUUAUACAGAACAAACUGCGGCCACAAUUCAGGAACUGCCAAGUACCCACAACAUAGCACAUAUUUCAGAGUCAAAUAUGGGGGGAAAUAAUCCAUCAUCACAAUAUGACCCAGUCCCAGAAGUAUCAGUUGGUGAACAAUUGACAACACAACAAAGAGAAAACCUAGAAGUUUUAAUUCGAAAAAAUACACAAGUUUUCGACUACCCAGGAAACAGUGGGUUCACCACAACAAUAGAGCACACAAUACCCACAGCCGUAUCUGAUCCAAUUGUGUGCCACCCCAGACGACACAACCUGGGGUUAACACAAAAAAUUAAUGAAGCAGUAGGAAACCAUGUAAAGUCGGGACAUUUGACACCCUCUAAGUCCCCUUGGGCAUUUCCAAUUGUACCUGUAUUGAAACCAGAUAAAACAGUUCGAUUGUGUGUAGACUACAGACCACUUAACAAAAUUACCCAGAAUGACCCAUAUCCAACUGGAAAUUUGCAAGAGGUUCUAGACAAUCUAUCAGGUGCUAACUAUUUUAGUGUUAUUGACUUGGCCCAAGGUUAUUUGCAGGUCCCACUGGCCAAGGAAGAUCGACCAAAGACAGCAUUUCGAUCACCUACUGGGUUUUGGGAAUGGACAAGAAUGCCAUAUGGUUUAAAAGGAAGUCCGGAAACUUUUUCUCGGUUGAUGCAGAAGGUUCUAGGACACAUUCCACCACAUCGGUUGGCAUUGUACAUGGAUGAUAUCUGUAUUAUUAGCAAAACGUUUGAGGAACAUUUAGUAAAUCUCCAGGGAGUAUUUGAUGCAUUGCGACAGCAUGGAUUACGAGUUAAAGCUAAGAAAUGUGCUUUCGCAAUGAAAGAAGUGAAAUUUCUUGGACACAAAGUUUGCAACAAGGGUGUGCAGCCAGAGGAACAUAAAGUAAAGGCAAUUCGUGCAUGGGUUGCACCAACUUGUCUUAAAGAGGUGCAAAUGUUUUUGGGUGCAGUUGGGUGGUAUCGGAAGUUUAUCAAGGAUUUUAGUACAAUUGCUCGACCAUUAACAUGGCUUUUGGAGAAAGAUGUCACAUUCACUUGGGGUAAGGAGCAAGAUGAUGCAUUCAAUACACUAAGACAUGAGUUGGUUAAAGCUCCAGUAUUAGCCCAUCCUGACCCCACUCGACCCUUUGUUGUUACCACGGAUGCAAGUAAAGUGGGUCUGGGUGGUGAACUAUCACAAGAAGAUGCACAAGGACAAUUACAUCCGGUUGCAUAUUUCAGUCGUGCAUUGACCAAACGAGAACGUUCAUAUCCAACUUAUGACAGAGAAGUGAUGGUGUGA
Paramuricea clavata is the source of this 2242-nucleotide messenger RNA. The record is from the annotation of a GenBank genome assembly. Lineage: Eukaryota; Metazoa; Cnidaria; Anthozoa; Malacalcyonacea; Plexauridae.